AUUCUGUCUCUCCCAAAACAAAAAGGAAUAAAACAUCUCUCUCUCUCUCUUUCUCUCUGAGAACAAUGGCAAGCAGCAGCAUCGUCGAAGAAGAGGAAGUUGCGGCAGAAGUAGAGGCGGUGCAAGCAGUGUACGGAGACGAUUGCGUGGUUCUCCAAUCCUACCCUCCUCACCUCCACCUCCUCCUCAAGCCUCGCACCGCCGAUGUCACCUCCCAACAGUUUGUGGAGGCAGUUAUUGGGUUACGGGCGGGUUCCCAGUAUCCAAAGGAGCCACCACAUAUUGAUCUCAUAGAUUCUAAGGGUCUUGAUGAGCAAAGGCAAAAAGAGCUAAUGACUUGUAUACAAGACAAAGCAUGUGAACUCUCCUGUUACUUAAUGCUUGUUGCACUCUGUGAGGAAGCGGUGGAGAAGCUCUCUAUCAUGAAUCACCCUGAUGGAGACUGUCCAUUGUGUUUGGAUCCUUUGGUUCCAGAAGAUGAGCAGAGUAAAAGUUUGCCAUUUAUGAAGUUAAUGUCUUGUUUUCAUUGCUUCCACAGUGAAUGCAUUAUUAGGUGGUGGGAUUGGCUCCAAACUGGAAAGGAAACUCAUGCUAGUGAUUCAUCUAGUGUAACCAUCCGUCCUAGCCGUUUCAAGGGAAAUGAAAAAGACAUACAUGGAGCUUUGGAAGAGAGAGAGGGAACUUGCCCAGUUUGCCGCAAGGUUUUUCAUACCAAGGAUUUUGAGCAUGUACUUGACUUGGUUGGCUCUCAUUCUGCUCAAUUGAAUCUUGAUGAAAAUGAAGUAGAUGACAAUGAGAAACUCCUUCAGUCUAAUUCAGAGAUUGAGAGAAGAAAAAAAUUUGAGACCACACUAAGGCUGCAGCAAGAAAACAGUGGCUUAUUUGAGCCUAAAAGAAGUAUUGUUGUCAUGCCUGGUAUGUUUCUUCAACAACCUAUUGCAUCUAGUUCCACUAUUUCAACUGAAGAAUCUGCUGAGCAAGAAAGAAGCAUCCCCCAAGUCACCUCCGAAACACACGAUAGUGGUUCCUCGAAGGUGCCGAGUACCAGUUCUAACAAGCAUACUGGAAUGAGGAAAUCCAGGCCACGGAAUCCAAGAAAACCAGCCAGACAGCCAGUGGCAUCACCCAACACCAGGUCGAACAAAGAAGUUGAGCAACUAAGAAGAGCUCCUGCAGCCACUUUGGAAGCACAUUCUGUUGGUUCCUCAAAUGGACCUAGCACCAGUGAACACAGGAUCUCUGGCUUGAGGAAGCACAGGUCAUGGAAUUCAAGAAAACCAGUUGAGCAGUGGAUUAGAAAAGAGAAUGCUACAGCAGAGUGACCAAUUUUUGUGGUUAAUAUGUUCUUGAUUCUUUUUUAUGUUUUAUUUUCCCACCAUAAUUAUCAUGUAUUAAGCAAAAAGUUUUACAUGAACCAACAGAUGUAAAAGAUAAAAUGAUAAAAUCCAGAAGAAAGAAUGAAAGAGAAGUUAUAAUAUGUUUCCCAUCUA
Quercus robur (English oak) is the source of this 1490-nucleotide messenger RNA. RefSeq lists its product as uncharacterized. The transcript has 7 exons. Gene Ontology annotation, biological process: protein ubiquitination. Gene Ontology annotation, molecular function: ubiquitin protein ligase activity; protein binding. The coding region runs from base 66 to 1322 and encodes 418 amino acids. Lineage: Eukaryota; Viridiplantae; Streptophyta; Magnoliopsida; Fagales; Fagaceae. The record is from RefSeq and is a predicted model, not a curated record. Gene Ontology annotation, cellular component: nucleus.